Molecule: messenger RNA, 2925 nt
Organism: Motacilla alba alba
Lineage: Eukaryota; Metazoa; Chordata; Aves; Passeriformes; Motacillidae
Gene: DPYSL4
Product: dihydropyrimidinase like 4
Exons: 14
Coding region: 186-2192 (668 amino acids)
Cellular component (GO): cytoplasm; cytosol
Molecular function (GO): hydrolase activity, acting on carbon-nitrogen (but not peptide) bonds, in cyclic amides
Source: RefSeq, a predicted model, not a curated record
CCCGCGCUGGCUCUGCCGUCGCACUCGCCGGAGAUGUCACCUCGCGGUCGUACGCGGGGACGGGCACGGGUGGAUGGGCACCGGGCGGGGCGGGGGUCCUCGGGCGGCUCUUAACGCGGCUCUCCUCGCCAGGGCGAGGGCUGCGGGAGCGCGGCGGCAGCGGGGCAGCGCGGGGUGCCGGGCCCAUGGCGGGGCGGCAGGAGCAGGCUCUGCCCGCCUGCUUCGCGGGGCUGGGCGCGGGCAGCCCGCGGCCGCGGCAGAAGCGCGGCGGGAUGUUCUGCAGCGUGGAGGAUGCCUUCGACAACAAGACGCUGAACUUCGCCUCGCUCGCUGCCUCCGGAACGGCGACACCCGUCGGGGGGCACCGCCGCGACACCCAGCCGGGACCGAGCCCCGACGCGGCACCGAGCCCCGACCCCGGCCCGGUCCCCGACCCCGGCCCCGGCCCCGCCGCGGCCGCGCUGCCCCCGAGAGCUCCGGCUGCGCUGCCCGACGGCUGCCGGCAGAGUGACCACAUUCUAAUCAAAGGAGGAAAGAUUGUCAACGAUGAUCAGUCAUUUUAUGCAGACGUUUAUGUGGAGGAUGGCUUAAUAAAACAAAUCGGAGAGCACCUGGUCAUUCCCGGCGGCACCAGGACCAUCGACGCCCACGGGCAGCUGGUGAUGCCGGGGGGCAUCGACGUGCACACGCGGCUGCAGGCGCCCGUCAUGGGCAUGAGCUCGGCCGACGGCUUCUCGCAGGGCACCAAGGCAGCGCUGGCAGGAGGCACCACCAUGAUCAUUGACCACGUGUGCCCGGACGCGGGGAGCAGCCUGGUGGCCGCCUACGAGCAGUGGCGCGGCCGCGCCGACAGCCAGGCCUGCUGCGACUACGGCCUGAGCGUGGACAUCCCGCGCUGGCACGAGAGCCUGAGGGAGGAGCUGGAGGCCCUGGUCAAGGACAAGGGUGUGAACUCCUUCCUGGUGUUCAUGGCUUACAAGGACAAGCUGCAGUGCACUGAUGGCCAGAUGUACGAGAUCUUCUGCACCAUUCGGGACCUGGGGGCCAUCGCCCAAGUGCACGCCGAGAACGGAGACAUCAUCGAGGAGGAGCAGAAGAGGCUGCUGGAGCUGGGGAUUACGGGCCCGGAGGGACACGUCCUCAGCCGCCCCGAGGAGGUGGAGGCAGAGGCCGUGUUCCGUGCCAUCACCAUCGCCAGGCAGGCCAACUGCCCCCUCUACGUCACCAAGGUCAUGAGCAGGGGGGCUGCAGACGUCCUGGCUCAGGCCAAGAGGAAAGGCACCGUGGUGUUCGGGGAGCCCAUCACGGCCAGCCUGGGCACCGACGGCUCCCACUACUGGAGCAAAAACUGGGCCAAAGCUGCCGCCUUCGUCACGUCGCCCCCCAUCAGCCCCGACCCCAGCACGCCCGAGCACCUCAGCACUCUGCUGUCCAGCGGGGACCUGCAGGUGACGGGCAGCGCCCACUGCACCUUCACCACUGCGCAGAAGGCCGUGGGCAAGGACAACUUCACCCUCAUCCCCGAGGGCACCAACGGCAUCGAGGAGAGGAUGUCCAUCGUCUGGGAGAAGUGCGUGGUCCCCGGCAAGAUGGAUGAGAACGAUUUUGUGGCGGUGACCAGCACCAACGCUGCCAAGAUCUUCAACUGCUACCCCAGGAAGGGGCGCGUGGCUGUGGGCGCCGACGCAGACCUGGUGCUCUGGAACCCCAAGGCGACGAAAAUCAUCUCAGCAAAAACCCACCACCUGAACGUGGAGUACAACAUAUUUGAAGGCACCGAGUGCCACGGGGUCCCAACCGUGGUCAUAAGUCAGGGAAGAGUUGUCCUUGAAGACGGAAAUCUGUGUGUCACCCAGGGCUCAGGUCGCUUCAUCCCUAGGAAGACAUUCCCCGACUUUGUUUAUAAACGGAUAAAGGCAAGAAACAGGCUGGCCGAGGUGCACGGCGUGCCCCGGGGGAUGUACGACGGGCCGGUGCACGAGGUGCCGGCGAGCGUCAAGGCCGUGGCGCCCGGCCCCGGCUCGCGCGGGGCGCCCUGCGCCGGCAAGGCCGCGGCGCCGCCCGUGCGCAACCUGCACCAGUCCGGCUUCAGCCUGUCCGGGUCCCAGGCAGACGACCACAUUGCCCGGCGCACGGCACAGAAGAUCAUGGCCCCGCCGGGCGGCAGGUCCAACAUCACCUCGCUGUCCUGACGCUGUCCCCGCGCCCGGGACGGGCCGGUGGCCUCUCCCGAGCUCGUCGGCUGCGCCGGCCCUUCCCUCGUAGGUAGAAAGUAGAGUGACCCCCGAGGCAGCGCUCCCCGUUGGCUUCUGUGCCCUGCUCCUUCGCUAGCUGCUAGGAAAGCCCUUCCCUGUGCAUGCGGGGCAGCCGCGCCCCGGCGGGCCGCGUGGACAUGAAGGCACAUCCCGGCUGGAUCACGCUCUUUCCCAGCAGCAUCCACUGCCCGCUCUCUUCAAAGGACUUCCAACAGAUGAGCACCUCUGUGGUUUCCAGUCAGAGCCCUCCGCCCCGGCCGAGCCCCCAGAGCCUCCCCCAGCCCGUGUGUCCCUCGGCGGUCACGGCUCAGGGGCGAGUGCGGCCCCCUGCCCUGGGGCAGAGGGGUACUGGCCCUCCAGGACCCGGCCAUGCCCUGGGCUGCUGUCCUUGUGCCAGCCUUGUUUUUUAAAGAUCAUUUAUACGGUUUUUCAAGAACUGAGUGUGAGUCCAAUAGCCAAUACCAGGGCUCGUUUGGAGGCCAGGUGCAUGCAACACACUUUUUUAUGAAGAUUAUUCUAGCCCAGUUCUUACAUUCAAAGGUGUGUUCACAGAGUGAACCUCUGGCUGCAGAGCCAUGCAUGUACCUCCAGGAAUGGCUUUCUGUUCCUGUCUGCUCCUUGCUUGGAAUAAACUUGGUUGGAAACCACGGAAUGGUGGAAGUGGUUGGUC